Molecule: messenger RNA, 1044 nt
Organism: Hibiscus syriacus
Lineage: Eukaryota; Viridiplantae; Streptophyta; Magnoliopsida; Malvales; Malvaceae
Product: protein DOWNY MILDEW RESISTANCE 6-like
Exons: 4
Coding region: 16-1029 (337 amino acids)
Source: RefSeq, a predicted model, not a curated record
CUUUUGGGGAUUGGCAUGGAUACAAAGCUUCUUUCUUGUGGAAUCCCCGCCUCCGGUUUACCAGAAAGUUACGUGAGACCUGAAUCCGAGCGUCCCCGCUUGUCUGAAUUGUUGGAAUACGAAAAUGUCCCCGUCAUCGACUUGGGGUGUGAGGACAAGAGCCAUAUUGUACAACAAAUUUAUGUUGCCUGCAUGAACUAUGGGUUUUUUCAGGUUAUUAAUCAUGGAGUUCCGAAAGAGGCGGUGGAAAGAAUGCUACGGGUGGCGCGUGACUUCUUUGGGUUGCCGGAGGAGGAGAAGAUGAAGCUCUACUCAGAUGACCCUAGGAAAACCACGAGACUUUCAACCAGUUUUAAUGUGAAAAAGGAGAAAGUACAUAACUGGAGAGAUUAUCUACGCUUACACUGUCAUCCUCUCCACAAGUAUGUUCCCGAGUGGCCUUCCAACCCUCCUUCCUUCAAGGAAACUGUAAGUGAUUACUGUGUACAAGUUCGAGAGCUUGGUUUUAGAUUACGAGAGCUGAUAUCAGAGAGCUUAGGCCUGCAAAAAGAUUACAUAAACAACGUUCUAGGGGAGCAAGGCCAGCAUAUGGCAGUGAACUAUUACCCACCAUGUCCGGAACCGGGACUGACCUAUGGAUUGCCUGCACAUACAGACCCCAAUGCUCUUACAAUUUUACUCCAAGACCUCCAAGUUGCAGGUCUUCAAGUACUCAAAGAUGGCAAAUGGCUCGCCGUUAAUCCCCACCCCGAGGCGUUCGUCGUUAACAUCGGUGAUCAAUUACAGGCAUUGAGUAAUGGGAGGUACAAGAGCGUGUGGCAUCGGGCGAUCGUAAAUUCCGAUAAGGCAAGGAUGUCGAUUGCUUCAUUCUUCUGCCCUCAAGACCAUGCUUUGAUCAGCCCUGCAAAACCUCUCACUGAAGAAGGAUGUGGAGCAGUGUACAGGGAUUUUACUUAUGCUGAAUAUUACGAUACGUUCUGGUCCAGGAACCUGGACCAAGAACAUUGUUUGGAACUUUUCAAGAACUAAUAUUGCCCUAUGAAA